AUUCUGUUUACUGAAAACCCCAAGACUGAAGAAGAGGUUCCCUCUUUGAAUGAGAGAAACUCAGCACCAUGUGGAGCUUCAGGUUUCUCCUCUUCUGGGGGUAUUGUGGUAUAUUCAUCUGGGUUAUGUUCCCAUUGGAAUCAAUGACAGAUGAUGUGAAUGAGUGUCUGGAUACCACCAUGUGCCCAGCUUACGCAACCUGCACCAACACUUUGCAUAGUUACUACUGCACUUGCAAACGAGGAUUUCUGUCCAGCAACGGACUGACGCAGUUCAGGGACCCAGGAGUGACAUGCGAAGAUAUAGAUGAAUGUUCUCAAAGCUCCCCACCAUGUGGUCCUAACUCAGUCUGCAGAAACCUUAUGGGGAGGUACAGAUGCAGCUGUUUCCCUGGUUUCUCUUCUCCCACCGGAAAUGACUGGGUCAUGGGAAAUCCGGGUCAUUUCUCCUGCACAGACAUCAAUGAAUGCCUCUCCAGUGGUGUCUGCCCAGAGCAUGCUGAGUGUAUCAACUCCUUGGGAAGUUACAAUUGCAGCUGCCCGGUUGGAUUCAUCUCUCACAACUCCAUCUGUGAAGAUAUUGAUGAGUGCCUUCACAUGUGCCCUUCCAAUGCAACAUGCACCAACACUCCUGGGAGCUACUUUUGCACCUGCUCUCCUGGCUUUGUACCAAGCAAUGGACAGCCAAGCUUCACAGACCAAGAAGUCGAAUGUAGAGAUAUUGAUGAGUGUUCCCAAGAUCCAUCACCUUGUGGCCCCAAUUCUGUCUGCACCAAUGCCCUGGGCUCCUACAGCUGUAGCUGCCUUGGAGGCUUUCAACCCAAUCCAGAAGGCUCCUUGAACUUCAGCUGCAAAAGGAUUCCCUUUAAGUGUAAAGAAGAUGUGAUACCCAACAAUGAGUGGGUCCAGCUCUGCCAAGUGGGAGGAGCAGUGGAGCCUGAACAUGGUUCCUUCUGCACACUAAUGAAUGCCACCUUCAGUGUUCUGGACAAUGCCUGUGGAAACAGAACUGCCAUGGUUUCUCUGAAGAGUGCAGUUGAGAGCUUUGCCUCUGUCCUAGAACAAACAUCCACAUCGUCCAACUUCACCAAAGAAGAGACCUCCGCCCUGGCCACUGUUGUCCUGGAGAGUGUGAAAAGCACGACCCUGGCAGCGUUCCUGAAACCGUCAGCAAAUGUCAGUCAGACUGUCCAGACUGAACAUUUAGAAAUUGAAAGCAAAAUUAUCAAGGAAGAAUGCACUGAAGAGAAUGUGACCUUUCACCUGAGAGCCAAAGGGGACAAGAUGGAGAUUGGGUGCUCCACCAUUGAAGAAUCUGAAUCCACAGGCACCACUGGGGUGGCUUUUGUCUCCUUUUCGGGGAUGGAGUCUCUUUUAGAUGAGAGCUUCUUCCAAGACCCUGAGACCGCUUUGACCAACUCCCAGAGGAAGUUGAAGGUGAAGAUGAAUUCUCGCGUGGUACAGGGCAUCAUGACUGGGGAGAAGAAAGAUGGCUUCUCUGACCCAGUCAUUUACAUGCUGGAGCACAUUGAGCCAAAGCAGGAAUUUGAGAGGCCUAUCUGCGUUUCCUGGGACCCCAUUGUGGAGGGUGGUAGGUGGAUGCCCUCUGGCUGUGUGGUCCUUGAAGCUUCUGAGACGCAUACUGUCUGCAGCUGUAAUCAAAUGAUGAACCUGGCCAUCAUCAUGGCUUCUGGGGAGCUCACGAUGGAGUUAUCCCUGUACAUCAUUAGCCAUGUGGGCAUGAUCAUCUCCCUGGUGUGUCUCAUCUUGGCCAUCGCCACCUUCCUGCUGUGUCGUGCCAUUCGCAACCAAAACACGUACCUCCACCUGCACCUCUGCAUCUGCCUCUUCUUGGCCAAGACUCUCUUCAUCAUCGGUGUAGACAAGACUGACAACCAGAUGGGCUGCGCCAUCAUUGCAGGCUUCCUGCACUACCUUUUCCUCGCCUGCUUCUUCUGGAUGCUGGUAGAGGCUGUAAUGCUCUUCCUUAUGGUCAGGAACCUGAAAGUGGUGAAUUACUUCAGCUCUCGCAACAUCAAGAUGUGGUACCUCUGUGCCUUUGGCUACGGGCUUCCAGUGCUGGUGGUGGCUGUCUCUGCCAGUGUGCAGCCACAAGGUUUUGGGAUGCAUAAUCGCUGCUGGCUGAAUACAGAGACAGGGUUCAUCUGGAGUUUCCUGGGGCCAGUCUGCGCCAUCAUCAUGGUUAAUUCCAUCCUCCUGACUUGGACGUUGUGUGUCCUGAGGCAGAAGCUUUCCAGUGUCAAUGCUGAAGUCUCAACGCUCAAAGACACCAGGUACGGGAAGAAUACAGGGGAUGGAUUACCAGGAAGAUCAAACCCAGUUCCGAGUCCCAGACUUCAGGGAUGUUACUGUCCUCUGUCCCCUCCACUUCUAAAACGGGUUAAAGCUCUUUCUUACUUUCAAAUAUGCUAUGAAGCAACAUUUGAGGAAAGCAGGUACCUGCAGGAGCCUACUCUGAAAUCUCUUCACAGCUUGAUGCACAGAUGCAGGAUCCUGCUAGCCCCAGAACCCUCUGGAAAACAAGAAUUUCUGUUCAAGAUGAUAAGUUCAUCAUCCAUGUUCUGCUCCAUGAGUUUCUAGACUUUUGUGGAAGUAACAGAUCCCAGGGCAAUGGCAUGAACAAGGUUACCUGGCUACCAUUUUGGUUUCUCCUAAGCUCAUUGGUGCAUGGCAAGCAAGUGUGCCUCUCCAGCACUAUCCUGCGCCUGACACAGAGCAGUCCUCAAUAAAUGAUUUGUCAUAUGACUGACUGA
Messenger RNA from Zalophus californianus (California sea lion), 2773 nucleotides. It is a transcript of the gene ADGRE1, whose product is annotated as adhesion G protein-coupled receptor E1. Gene Ontology annotation, molecular function: G protein-coupled receptor activity; calcium ion binding. Gene Ontology annotation, cellular component: membrane. Bases 69 to 2600 code for a protein of 843 amino acids. The record is from RefSeq and is a predicted model, not a curated record. The transcript has 19 exons. Gene Ontology annotation, biological process: cell surface receptor signaling pathway; adenylate cyclase-activating G protein-coupled receptor signaling pathway. Lineage: Eukaryota; Metazoa; Chordata; Mammalia; Carnivora; Otariidae.